GACGGCGCAUCCACCCAUUGGACGGACCCGUCAUCCGCGUAGUAGCUCAUAUGAGCCGGAGGCGAACGAAAUCUCAUUUUAUACUUGCAAACUUGCCAACCAGCUAUACAUUGCAAGCCUAUUCUAGAAUACUGACAAGCUACAGUAGGGGGGGGUCGUACUGCUUCUUCAAGAACGAGAGGAAACAGACACGAAGUACGAGCCAAGUCGGCUUCAUAAAUGAAGCAAAAACGGAUGCCUGGUCGACUGUACAACUUGAAGCGCCGGAAGUGCAGCUCGGGGACAAGGGGUUCAAUUAAGUGUUCUGUGAAAAAAGAGGUGAAAAAAACAAGGCCCGAAUUGGCCCACCCAAAAAGUGAGAUGUCUCACAACGAAUCGAGCCUAGAUGCUUGUAGCAGACAAGAACAUUCUACACUGAUGCUUCCGGACAUCAGCUGUGACUGUCAGGAUAGGGAGAAACAUCCAAGUUGCGGAGCUGCACCAAACCCCGGGGAGAGUGAAGGCAAAGAGAAUUGCUUGGGACCGGAACAAAACCACUGCAGAAUGAACAGUUUAUCAGAGACAAUGGAAGGAAACAAUACAGAAAAAUAUGUUGACAAUGAUAUUUUCCCAGAUGACAACAGUAACCAGAUACUUCCAGUAGAACAAUUCUUUGGAAAUCUGGAAGUUGUACAGGACUGUCCUCAGAGACCAGCCAUCACUUCCACUUGGGGUAAGAGGGAGCACAAGAGGCGACGUUAUUAUGCCAAACAGGACAGCGAUGAGGAAGGCUGCUCUGACAUGCAGCAAGAUGACAGUGAAGGGAGUUAGUGCACCCUACCAACCAAGAUGGGUCUCUUAACCAUGGCUAUAAAAUAGCUAGUAGGGAUACCAGGGUACAAGGGGAUGUCUCCAUGCAGUAAAUUAAUUUGGUUUGCCAACAUGUAUGCCUUUUUUCCAGAAACUAUUUUUGCACAUUUGCUAGCAAUUAUCAGAAUGAUGCAUACUUAUUUGUAUAUAUUGAUAGUAUAUCAAUGCAUGAAUAUAUAUAUAUAUUUUUUUUUUGUGGGGGGGGGGGGGGGGAUUUAGUAUAAAUAAAUAUGUAUAAAUAUUCCUGGUUAUUUUUCUAUACCUCUCAAAUGCAACUUACUUGUCAUGUAUUCACAUCAUUGCUUAAAGUAAAAAUACAUUAUUUUUUAUUGUUAAGAUUUUUGUGUAGCUUGG
Messenger RNA from Osmerus eperlanus (European smelt), 1203 nucleotides. It is a transcript of the gene c4h1orf174, whose product is annotated as chromosome 4 C1orf174 homolog. The transcript is spliced from 4 exons. NCBI's taxonomy places the organism in Eukaryota, Metazoa, Chordata, Actinopteri, Osmeriformes, Osmeridae. The record is from RefSeq and is a predicted model, not a curated record. The coding region runs from base 220 to 810 and encodes 196 amino acids.